Messenger RNA from Chondrus crispus (carragheen), 543 nucleotides. RefSeq lists its product as hypothetical. The record is from RefSeq and is a predicted model, not a curated record. The transcript has a single exon. Lineage: Eukaryota; Rhodophyta; Florideophyceae; Gigartinales; Gigartinaceae. Bases 1 to 543 code for a protein of 180 amino acids.
AUGUGGAGAUUACACACGCCAUUUUGCGAUGUCAUGUGCGAUGUCCAAAUUUGUACUGUAAUUGGUUGCUGCAACGCAUUCCUCCAUCAACCUCGAAAUCCUUGGUCGCUCAUCGCGUCACGAGGCCCCCUACUGUCCAACGGCCCAAUUGCCGUCCGUGCUCGCCCCCCUUCUCAUGCAAGCCGCUUUUCAGGUUUCUUUCCUCAUCAAACUUUUUUUCCUCACUUCUCCUUAACUUCACCUCUUGUCCAGACACAUCAUCCACUUCUUACAAACCCCGCCCUACCGCACCCCCCCGCUUGUCUUACCCACCCCCGCGCUCCACACCGUCCCUGCAGUUUACCGCACCUAUUCUUCGCCUUCCUCUUCGUGUACCCCUGCCACUCAUCACAAAUCACAUUCCUGCACUCCUUCCGUCUUUGCUUGUCGACAUUUUCUGUUUCGUACCUCCGUCCGGCCAUUCUCGGUGCACAUACCCUUUCCCGCCCACGCCGCCUGGUCUCAGCUUUGGGUUUUACUUUCUUUGCGACGCUCCGGCUUUGA